Messenger RNA from Engraulis encrasicolus (European anchovy), 1876 nucleotides. RefSeq names its product interferon-related developmental regulator 2-like. The transcript has 5 exons. NCBI's taxonomy places the organism in Eukaryota, Metazoa, Chordata, Actinopteri, Clupeiformes, Engraulidae. The record is from RefSeq and is a predicted model, not a curated record. The annotation marks the transcript as partial.
GACCUCCUGAAGUCCCUGGGCCACCUGGAGAGUGUGUUCAGCUCGGCGUACCCGCGUGGGGAAGGCCUGAUGCCCGCCGUGAAGACUGGCACGGCGCCGCUCCACACCGCCGCCCUACAGGCCUGGGCACUGCUCAUCACCCUCUGCCCAGCAUCGCACCUCAACAGCCUCAUCAACCACCACCUGCCUCGUCUCCAGAUGUGUCUGGACUCCCCUGACGUCAACUUCAGGAUAGCAGUGGGAGAGACCAUCGCCCUCCUCUACGAACUGGCCAGGGAUAUUGACCGGGACUUUGAGUACGAGGACAGUGACUGCCUAUGUGACGGCCUGAAGAGUUUAGCCACGGACGGGAACAAGCACAGAGCCAAGAACGACCGCAGGAAACAGAGAUCCAUAUUCAGGGAGGUGUUGCAGUACAUAGAGAAUGAAGACUUCUCCGAGGAGAAGAUCCGUUUCGGUGUGGAGGCCUUGUAUAUCGACUGCUGGGUACGUCGGCGUAUCUACGAUGCCUUCAAGGAGAUGCUGGAGUCGGGGGUGCGUCACCACCUGCAGUGGAACCCCCUCCUGAGGGACGUCUUCGGCCUGGGAGCGCCCCUCAUCCUCGACCCCUCCUCCCUCAAAGCCACCAAGAUCUCCCGCACAGAGCGGCAUCUCUUCAACUCUGCGGCCUUCAAAGCUCGGACUAAACUGCGCAACAAAGUGCGGGACAAGAGAGCGGACGUGAUGUGAGACAGAAGCCACGGCCACCCAACUCUAAAGUGUGGGAGGGGCCACAAACACAUGUAGCCCCUCCCCUGAAACCGAAGACAGGGGGUAUUACCUCAAUACCUAGUGUGCACACUUCCAAGUGUGCUCAGCCUAAUUAGUCACACCCAGUGAUUGGAUACUCCAUAGAGUUCACCAAAGAGUAUCCAAUCACUGUGCGUGACUAAUUAGGCUGAACACACUUGGAAGUGUGCAGACUAGGUUUUGAGAAAUACCCAGGGUGUUUCUCAAAGUCAAGUGUGCUAGCCUUGCUAGGACGGGUAAUAAGGCCCAUUUGCGCCUGGUGUAUCCAAUUAUUAAUUAUUACACUUAGAGCUAGUUGAAUUCCGCAAACAAGGGGCGGGGCUAGGACACUUCACUUGGAGAAACGCCCACAAACACCAACAGCAGCUGCCAAACACUUUUGCAAGGGACUUCACAAGCAAUGCAAACGAGCGCGUGUGAGUGUGUGUGGGCUUGUAUGAAUGAAUGAAUGAAUGAAUGAAUGAAUGAUGGGGAUUGUGUGUGUGUGCGCGCAUGUUCGAGUGUGGGUUUUAUUUUUUAUUUAACACCAUGGAAUGAAAACCAUAAAAAAGAGCAAGGAUCCUGAAAAAACAAAAACAAAAAAAGAUAAAGAAGAGAUGAUCUCUGGAAACACAUAGGAAAGCAUUUCUGCUUUGAAGAUGUCAAGAAAAGUAUUUUAACUUCUAAUUUAUUUAAGUAAGUGGGAGAAGAGAUACAUUUUAACGUGAAAUGAGGAGCUGUUUACACAUCCGUAGGGAUGGAUCACAGCAGACAGACAACCUGUGUUGGCUUUUUUUCUAUACUUGACCACAGGCCUAAACAACAGUACUGUUUCUCCUGUGUUGGAUGUAAAGGAUUUCAGAUGCACACACACACACACUCACACACACACAGUAUGAGUGGGAACCUUGUGUGCACGUGUGUGUGUGUGUGUGUGUGACUGGAAUGUGCACACAGGUUUAUGUAUCGGACACAAAGAAGUGCUUAAGUUACUUAAGUGCACGUAACAUUGUCACCAAAAGGAGAUUACUGGUGCUCUGUGCCUACUAGUAGUCUCAAAUCAAUCAUGAAACGCAAAGAAAUAAUAAAAAAUGUCAUGAACAUGCAA